ACUCAUAUCACAUAUCUAAGCAAUAUCUGGGCGAGCAGAAAUUACCUCCAAAUCAAACUUGCAGCUGAACGAAACGAGUGGGUGAGUCUGAUGGAACGAAGGGCUGGUUGUCUGUCCUGAAAUGGCGGUGAUGUAAGAUUGUCUACCCUUCUUCACCUCACCUUGCGGAGCCCGUCUGCCUUAUCUACUGUCUCAUAAGUUGUCCUCUGAACGGUUUCGUGUUUGUUAUCGCCAGGUGUUCAAAAGUGUAAUCAUAUCAGUGUUUUACCCUAGAAAGUGCAAAUGAUAAAUCAAGCGGUGGAUAAGCAAGUGUUUCGAGUAACGAUGUAGCAAGUGAGUGUUUUUAUCGAAAACCAUAGACCGGCGGGCUACCGCUGCGUUAUGGUCAACCAUGAUCAACCGACCAGACCACGCGAAGUGGAUCAACGGCCUUCCCAGGCACGAUCCUAGGUUGGUAUCCCUGAUGAUUACUUCACGACGCGCUCGCCAGUGCGUGUCCCUUUGUCAGAAGAUCUAAGUAACAAAGAGCACCGGGGCGUUGGAGGUGGAGCCCUCGAGGCCGCCUGCCCGUCGUCGUCGCCCCCACACCACACGACCCAAUAUGUCACGUGAACGAUCCGUCAAAGACCGGGAGCGGCAGAAGCAGCUGGCGCGGGAGAUGCGGGAGUCUCAGGCCGCGUCUGCGGUGCCAAUCCAGGACCGGGAGACGCAGCCCGUGGUGUUCGACGUGGUCCGGCGGUCUCCCAACACCAAAGUCAUUAACAACGAUGUGGAGCGUGUCCUGGGCAAGUAUGAUACCUUUACGAAGGUGGGCGGAAACCGAAUGAAUAUGGUGGGUGUCGAUCAGCAGCCACCCACACCCGCCCCAGCACGACAGCCCAUCCAUGAUCCUGACAACUAUCCCUCGCCACCGCCGCAGCCUUCGGGGCCAGGACCAGGGUCGACCUCAGGCUCCUCUAAGUCACAACGAUCCUUGCCGCCGCCGCCGCCACAGUCAGCCCACAAUGGCACGACGCGCCCGCCCAAAUCCCUCCCUUCCACCAUAAAGCCCCCUCACCCGCCCUCGCAUCACGCCCACCCUAAGAAUGGCGAGGUCAAGGGGAACCUGAAGAGCGGACCAGGGCCAGGGCCUGGGGAGGGCGGAGGCAGGGGCACUUCAGGUUCAGCCAUUCACAAGCCUAGUCUGCCCCACCUCAAGGUCGGGGGUCUGGAUGGCAUGCCCGUGGACACUGCAAUCCAGCAAAUCAUGUCGGAGAUGUCCAUCAAGAAACCGGUCUCCGCCAUCAUCAAGACUCCCCACCAUGACUCCAACUUCCAGUUCCCAAUUACGCCCAUCAAGGAUCCCAUGCCAGCCAAGGAGAGCUCAAACCUAAGCAGGUCACGUCGGGACCCCGUCGAACUUCCACACAAAAUGGGCAACACAGUCGAGCUGUCACGUCAAAGGCAGGCAAAACAGCCUGAUGGAAGUAAUAUUGAUGAUGACCUCGGACUCUCGGAGGAUAGUGAGGAGGAUGAGGAACGGGACAGACCCGUAACAGAUGUAAGACUAUCGGCUGUUACACACGGAGGGAUACAUGCAGGCCAAGUGCAGUCUGCAGUGAUCUUAUCCAGUAACGCAAAGCCACCACUCUCACCAAUUUCACCAAAGACAUCGGAGGAGUCGUCCACGUCGGAUGAAUCAAGUGAUGAUUCAGAUGUGUCUUCCAACAAUACGUCUGAUGAAGAACACCCAGACUCCCCUUCAGCUUCUCCAAAGCCUCAAGAAGAUAAAUCUCCUAAUACAUGGAAACUUAGAAAUUUUAUUCCACAAAGGAAGCCCAGCUCUCCAAUUUCCCAUGGGACUGCAGCACCUGGACCCAUAUCUGGCCAGCAGCCUGAGGAUGUCCGUUCAAUGCCUGUUCCACUUACUGCUCUUCCAACAAAAGGGAAACAACGCUAUACUAAUAAGGCUGCUGCUCCUUCAAGUUCCUCCCACCGUGAAUCUCGCUCGGCCACAGAGCUGAGAGUGCAGUCUAAGCCUGAAAAUAAUGGCCACUACUCUGACAGCUCUGGUGAGGGUGAGAGUCACCAUCGCCCCACUCCCCGUGCCACUGCAUUAUCGCAGAUUUCAAAGUCCAAAGCUGGGUUAUCUAGGAUGAGGGUGUCAAAUGGACCUCAACUCAGCUCAGAUAGUGAAGAUGAGCCGGAGUCUUUUUCUUCAUGGAAAGUUGGAUCAACUCAGUCCCUAAAUGGUUCAAAUAUUUCUGGAAAGGGUGUGUCAAAAAUUCCAGAAAAACCUGCCAAAUCCAUUGUUCCCCCCAUAUCUUGUGAGACAGGUAGAAGAAACUCAAAGAAGAAUCCUGACUUAAAGAAAGAUAAUCAGGUUGGUGCCAAAUCUGAAAGUGUAAAAUCAAAACGUACCAGCAAAUCACAAAUACAAACUGACAGUGAUGACAGCAUUAUAGAUGUAGUGACUACUACCCCUGAAAAGGUGCAGUCUAGAGGUACUCCAACUUCACAACGUACUCCAUCAAGAACACCCAAAGAUUUCCCAAAGGUUAUUCCCAGUCCUGUGAAGUCAGUCCAGGCCAGCCCUCAUGCAUCUCCCAGGACUUCAGUCUGUGUAUCUAGUAAAAAUAGUGCAAAGAGAUCCAGUAGUGCAAGACUCAGUGAAUCCCAGAGCUCUGAAUCCUUAGUGAGUAAAAGUGACGAUGAAAUUCAGCCUCACACUGGCCAUAGUCAGAGUAGUUCUCAGAAGCUUGACCAGGCCAGGGACAAAGGGGGAAAGGUGAAUCGAACAUUUAACACUUUAUCCAAAAAAGAUAAGAUGGGAAGGGACAAAGACCCUUCAGAUAGUAGAAAAACAAAAAAUUGUGAUACAAGGAAAGGUAGUGGUGGUAAUAAAGACAGCAUUGAAAGGAGUAAAACCGAUAGAAGCAGAACAGUGAGUGAGCCCAGCCCAGCAGAUAGCAGAAAUGAGGGAAGGCCAGGUGCCUCUCCUAUAGUUAGUAAUAAGCUUUGUGAGUCUCCUAUAGUUAGUGCAGAACCAAAAGUGCCCAUACCCCAAAUACAGUAUGAAAAUGGUGUAGCAAGACUUACUUGUACAAUUCCCCUUAGCUUUAUUGAUAAAGUGCCCAAACACAGUGAAAACAGUGCAUCAAGUAUAUCCAAAACUGAUAUUAAACAAGAAGUAGACACAAAAGAUAUACUUGAUAAUAGAACUAGAGAAGGAAAAGGUAAAAGAAAAACAUGUGAUCCUAAUACUAAAGCAUCAUGUAAUGAAGAUAAGUCAAAGUCUAUAAUUUUAACGUCCAUAUUUAAAUACAAAACUGAACAAGAGAAAGUUAAAAAGGAAACAAAAACUGAACCAGUCAAUAGUGAUGAAGAAGAUUCAGAAAAAGUUGACAUCAAGCUUUCUCACAAAAUUAAAGAGGAACCUGAUGACACACCAUUGGUCAGACCUGGUAGUGUCAGACAGCGUAAUGUCUCAGCCAGUCCAAUGUCAUCUAUUGCAUCAGAUAGUUCUACUUCACGUCAACAUCAGAAGAAGAAAAAGAAAGAUAAACAGCCAGAAAAAUCUCCACCUUCUCGAGACAGGAAGAGGGCACACAGUAAUAGUGAACGUAUCCCAUCUGAACAUGGAAGUGUACCUCCAACUGACAACAGUUCCAGUGAUGCCCGUAGAAGCAGGCGAGACACAAGUGUCGAGAGUGAACGCAGUACCAUCACGCGUAAAAGAGAGCACGAACGGGAUAGCAGUUUGGAGAGUACUAAGAGCAGCUCGCGCAGUACCAGUGAAUCAACGGAAAAGCGCAGCAAAAAGGCUAGACUGUCAAAGGGGACUAAUGAUGCAGCUGAUGUUCCUAUGAACAGUCCAGAUGUAAGAUCAGCAAACCAACAGAUGGUUGAUAAUAGCCAGAAUGUAUGGCCACAAGAAGAAGACAUACAGCAAUCCAAAUACACUCAAAGAUCAAAGCAUUCUCAACAUUCUAGUCAGAAGGAUUAUAAGAGCUUACCAGAAGAUUCUGGAAGAAAUCAAGCUACAGAGUUUGGUGAAGAAGAGGAGAGUGUUACAAAUGCCAGUCAAGCAAAUCAGCUGGCUUUUAGUGGCAAGGAAAAAGGUGAAGCAAAUGGUGCAACAGCCAGCACGGAGUCUGGUUACCAGCCAAGACCCACAUCAGAACAUGAAUCCAAUGUCAACAGUGCACUAUAUAGGUCAGCUAAUGACCAAACAGGGACGACUCAGGCAGGGGCAAUGGAUUCCUCAACAUCUGUAGCUCAUUUAGAAAGCAGUGCAUCUAUGGUACCACCUGUUACUCAUAGAUUGUCAGGUGCAACCACAGUAGUUGGAUCUGGGGCUGUACACCCUUCUCUUGCUACUGGUCGGCCAGCUGUAGACCAGCAUGGGAACUAUGCGAACCCUCAUGAGAGACAUUAUGGCUCUUAUCCUGAAAGAUUUCCAGAAGUUAAUAGGGAUUACACAUGCUACCUGAACAAAGCAAAGGAGCUAAAGCACAUAGCUGAUGGGGAAGCUGACCGUUCUAUGCAGGCCAUGAAGUACCUCGAGGCUGCCCUCUAUUUCAUACUGAGUGGCAGGGCAAUGGAAAAUGAUCAUGACACCUCUGCACCACUCACAAUGUACAAGGAUACACUGCAUUUUAUCAAGUGGGUAUCAUCUGUAUUUAGAAGAGAAAAUCAAGAGGGAACCAUUAAUUUAAAAUUAGCUGUUAUUAGUUUAAGAUGUCAGAGUCUGCUGUCACUUAAAAUCUACAAGAUGCGCAGAAAUGAGCACAAGGAAAAUCAGCGACAACUGAAUAGAUAUUUCCAGACUGCAGCAAGGGCUGGAGGAGUGGAUGGGCAUGGUAACAAUGGAAAUGGAAACGGCACAAACUGGGGUGGCCAACGGGCAACAGGAUCUCCAUCUCAUUUGUCGCAGACGCCCUCACCUGCUGGUUCAGUAGGAUCAGAAGGUUCACAGUCCUCAGGCUACACAACAAGUACAGAGGGUACAAGACAAAGGAGUGGAUCUGCUCCUGUCGGCCACACCCCACCUCAUCCACAGCCUCCCCAUGGGCCAAUUCAGACAGUUCCUGUACCUGUCAGUAUUCAUGCUCUCAUCAUCAAACAGAACCAGUUGUCUGGCCACCUUGCCUCAGCCCAUGAUAUGUGGAUAGAAGCAGACCAUUAUGUCUACAUGCACAACAUGGAAGAUUUUUUCUCAGAUCUCGAUCGUCAGGCAGGCCAAUUAACCCUCCACUCUUCUCUGUAUGAACUUGUGUGCUAUGUAAUGUUUGGCCUGGAUCGCCUCAGGGGUUAGCCACUUUGGCUGCUGCCUAAAUUUAGGUUCUGCCCACAUAAUGCUUCACACCCAGGCACUGCACUGUUAAAGCCAAGCAGUAAGCAUAAGAGAACCUGGAGUGGAGAUAGUACAACAAAAAAAAUUAUUUACUCAACUGCAGUGGGUAAUGGGACCUCUGUUGUAGCAAGAAGCCUCAAAACCUGCACAGCUCACAUUGCCUUGUCAUCAAUAGAGUGGAUGGAUGCUGGUUUAUGCAGCUUUUACCCACAGGAUCUAGAUACUCAAGAAAAAAUCAAUUUUAAGUUUUUGAAGGAAUAUAUAGUGCAAUCUGGCUUUGUAAAAUUUCCAUAGGUUGUUUUAAGAUCUCAUAGAAAAAGAAAAAAAUAUGGGGAAGAAAAUAAAACAGCUGCUUUUGGGCAGUCAUUUAACAAGGCUAACUUUCUAUGAAGUUAGUAAGUGCAGUGUCAGGGGCCCAAGAACCCAAAGUUUGGCUUCCUGGUGUGACAACUGUGAUGCCUUAUCAUUAAAUUUAGUUAUGGAUGGUUUUAUACAGAUAGUAUCUUUUUUCUCACUUUUAUUUUUUGUGUUAUAUUUCCCACCCAAAAUGUACAAAUUUGCUGAGAGGUCCAUGUGUGUGAAGACAAUGCCUUUGUGUGCUCUUAUGAAGAAGUGCAUUCAUGGCCAACCUCCUGACAAGUGCUCCAAACAACUCUCUACUGAUUAUGGUACUUGAGAGUAGCUUUAUAUACUGAUUAUGGCCAGCUUAGUUUCUCGGAAGUCAGUCAUGACACUUAAGUGAGAUAUCAAGAAUUGUUCUUCAACUUCUAGAAAUCUCUCUUUUUUAGCUGUUUAGCUCUAGACUGUUCUGCACAUUGUUCGUUUGGAACAAAAUUGAGAAGGAUUCACACUCACUGUACUAGGCCGGCAGUGAAGCAACUUAGAAUGGUGCCAGUUUGAGAUACCAGCUGAGGUGAAGUCAGUGAUGAAAAAAUAGUUUCUACACCUCUCAGGAAAGCAUUAAUGGCAAUAAUGCAGAAAAUAUAAAAGGUUUGUCAAACAUGCCAGAUGCUGAGUGAGUGGUAAAUGAAAAUAAUAGGGUUACUUGGCAGCAGUUUAAGGCCAAGGGUUGUGCUAUUGAAAGGUUGCCUUGAACCUCCAUGCCAAUAUGCACCUGCCUGUUUCAACUGGCCUUUUGGCAACUUAAUUAAUAUAUUGUGGCAUGUAACUGAGCACACACUCCCUGCCAGAUGUAUAUUUUUGUACAUAUUUUGAGAUUUAAUAAUGGUACUGACCAUAACUAUGUUACUGAUAUAGUACUUUGUACUGGGCUUUAAUUCCCAUGAAAAGUGAACUUUUGUAAGUGACGAAAGUUGAUAAUGACAAGUGUAUGGCAAUGUUUUGAAUUAUUUUGUCCUCUUUGGACAAUAUUGUUAAGUAUACUUAAUUUUAUCGAUGCUCAUGUGCCGUUAUAGAUAUGAUAUGAAGUUGAUAUUUGUAUUUGUAAUCUUAAAUUAUUUUCAAACCAAGAAUGCAUUAAAUUAUUUUUCUUGUCACAAACCUAGAUGAGAUUUUUCUCAUUCACUGAGGAAAGGCCCUUUACUUGUUUCUUCUUGUUUCCUAUUUUAAUUACCCAGACUGGUUGCUGCUGGAUACAGAUCGCUUGUGAGUUACAUCCUCUCUUCGCAGCUCUCAUCUGCUGUUAGUGAGAUAGAAAGAAUGUCUGGAGUUUUAGGUAACCAUACAGCAUUAUUGAAAUUGUUCUCGUCUUGGAUUAAUGAUGGUUCAGUACCAUGUUAAUUCUAGUGUUCCUAGUACAGAUAUUUCAUUUUAUUUUCUUACUUAUGUUUAUUUUCUUAAGUGUAUAUUUAGUUUGUUCCAAAUCAGAUUAUUCUCUAUUGUGACUACUGGUGAUGGUAGCAGCAGUAACCAGCAUGGGUGAUGAGGGUAGGAGGUUAUGGCCUCACUAGGGACACAAGCUCCUAAUGUUAUGUAAACCUACUGUCUUCCUAGUAUGCCCGAGCACUGGAGGAUAUCACCAAUCUGUGCAGUGUCCUUUCUCAAAUUGCUCAUUAAAUGAUAUAUACACAUAUAUAUGUUCCCCCAAAUUGGCAAAGCCAAAGACAAAAAAAAAUCGGUGCUUUUUUGUUGGUUAUCGGUUCUUCUAUUCUCUCCAAGUCAAUUUAAUCCAGUGGACUGCAAUAUUUUCAAUUGCAAUGAUUUUAUUUUAAAUUGUAGAAGUCUUACAAGUGACAUGAAUUAAAGUUUUACUGGUGCAGGUAGUUGUGUCCCUAGUGAAAUGGGGCAGCUGACCUGCAAGGGAGAGGUUGAUAUAUAAACAGGCUCUGUGUGUGUGUGUGCGUGCUUGUGUGUGCAAGUGAAUGCAUAAGGAAAAGUAAGUGUGUGUGUGUGUGCCCGCGCGCACACGCAAGUGUAUGUGUGCGUGGGUGCAAGUCAGCGCAUAAGGAAAAGUGUGUGUGUGUGUGUGUGUGUGCGCGUGUGCUUGUGUGUGUGCGUGUGUGUGUGUGCACGCGUGCGCGUGCAUGUGUCCGCAAGUGAAUGCUUAAGGAAAAUGUGUGUGUAUAUGUGUGCGUGCAUGCGCACGCUAGUGAAUGCAUAAGAAAAAGUGGGUGUGGGUGGGUGGGUGCGUGCAAGAAAGAAUGAGUGUGUGUGUGUGUGUGUGAGAGAGAGAGAGAGAGUGAGUGAGUGUGUGAGUGAUUGAGCGAGCGAGGGAGAGUGCAUGAGAGUGAGAGUGUGUGAGUGUGUGAGAGAGAGAGAGAGAGUGUGUGUGUGCGUGCGUGCGUGCGUGCGUGUGUGAGUGUGUUAUUGUGUGAGAGAGACAGAAGAAGGGGCACGUGUGUUCGAGCAUGUGUGGAUGCGUAAGUGAAUAGCACUGAUUGCUGCCUGGGCUUGAAGCUCAUGCUGCUGCCAAACCCCCUUGUGUUUGAUUGCAGAAAGAGAAUUUUAAGAUUAGGCAUUGAUUAUAUUGAUCUGUGUUUACAGUUCACUUUCCCAGAACAGAAAUAUGCACAAAAUUAUGCAGUUCCCAUAGGCUCUGAGCCGAGUAAAAGAAAUUAAAUGAGUGAAUAAACUUUAUAUACUUCCAUUGUGAAAGACAAUGUUGAUUUGUGAUAUGUGAACGCCAUUGGCGAUUAAUAAUUUUGCUGACACAGUACAAUGUUCAUCCGCAAAUAUAGUGGAGAUUGCGCCCCAUACACGUCUGAUAACCUGUUCCUUGUUAAUCAUAUCUAUUUAUCCUCAAUGUUAUAAAUUUUUAUCCUUCCAUUAUGUGCCUCUUACCCUGAAGUAUGACACAUUGUUCUGACUUGUCCAGUGUUUUAUAUUCCGUUGUGUACAUGGGAGUUCUGUUCGGCAGUAAUGGGGCGCAUAGAUUGUAAAUUAUUGUUUUACUAUGGAGCAAGAGCUGUGCCUCAGAGCCUUCCAGUGCCCGGGCUGUGGCAGGUAGGGGGAACCCUGCUUCAAUGUAUGCAUCACCACACCCUGUUGACCCACCCCCAUCCUCCUCCUCUUUAGUCUUAUUAGUUAUUAUUAUUAUUAUUAUUAUUAUUAUUAUUAUUAUAAUUAUUAUUAUUAUUAUAAUUAUUAUUAUUCAUAACUAUCAGUAUAAUAUCACUGUCACCAUCGCUACCACCGUUGCCAUAAUCAUUACAAACAUUGUCAUUAUCAUAUAUUAUCAUCAUCAUCAUCAUCAUUAUUAUCAGCAUUUUCAUUGCCAUUAUAAUUUUAUGAUUACUAUUUUUAUUGUUGUUGUUAUUGCUAUAGUUAUUAUUAUCAUUAUUAUCUUUAUUAAUUGGGUGAAUGUUCUGACAUACAAAAUUUUCAACUUAAUUUCUAGCUCUUGAUUUUUUAUUACACCCCAUUAUUUUAUUGGUUAUUUUUAUCUUAAAGCAAUCAAUUCUGUCCCAAUAUUAUAAAACCAUGUAUUCAGUCCAUCUCUUGACUUCUUGUUAAUGCUUUUUAACAACUUCUGUCUACCUAUUAUUUAUAUUCUUAUUAUACUUUCCAUGUAUUUACACCUUUUUCCUGCCUUUGAUCCUUAGUAAGAUUUUGCAGUUGGUUGCUUUUACGAUCCUGGAGAUUUAGAAUAAAAUGUUUCAUUUUGAAUUUCAUUUUAACCUUCUUGUCAUUCAUCUCCAAAUAAGUUAACUUCAAAAUCAUACUGAUCAGUUUCAUUUCAACAGCAGAGAUAUCUAAUAUCCCAAAAUUUCUCAUUAUUAAGAGAAUUCCAGACAGUGGGUGUACAUACAUAAUAUUAUUCUUUGACACUCAAACCAUUUUACUUUGACCUACACCCUUUAAUUACCAGCCAUUUUUAGGGUUUGGUAACAUGUGGAGGUUUUGGGGGUGUUGGUGAGCCUCACCUUAACCACUCACACAUACAAGCCCGUCUUUAUGGAAAGUGUCCUUCCUAUACCCCCACACACUCUGACCUUAUUUAUUAUGACUUAAGUAGUGGUACCAUUUCUGUGUUUGGGCGCCUGGUGUAGAGGAACCCAAAAAAGCUGUACAAAAGGACAGUCUUAUUUCAAAUCUAUGCCAAGAUUGUAGCUACAAUAAGUAAAUGAAUAAUAACACAUGCACAGUUUGCUGUUUUACAGAUAUAUCAUGUACAUAAUAAAGUAUUUCUUAUGUU
This is a messenger RNA of Penaeus indicus, 9929 nucleotides long. RefSeq names its product AF4/FMR2 family member 4-like. Gene Ontology annotation, biological process: regulation of gene expression. NCBI's taxonomy places the organism in Eukaryota, Metazoa, Arthropoda, Malacostraca, Decapoda, Penaeidae. The coding region runs from base 602 to 5296 and encodes 1564 amino acids. The record is from RefSeq and is a predicted model, not a curated record. Gene Ontology annotation, cellular component: nucleus; super elongation complex. The transcript is spliced from 19 exons.